This is a messenger RNA of Eremothecium cymbalariae DBVPG#7215, 1584 nucleotides long. RefSeq names its product aspartate kinase (gene HOM3). Lineage: Eukaryota; Fungi; Ascomycota; Saccharomycetes; Saccharomycetales; Saccharomycetaceae. The record is from RefSeq and is a predicted model, not a curated record. The transcript has a single exon. Gene Ontology annotation, molecular function: aspartate kinase activity. Gene Ontology annotation, biological process: amino acid biosynthetic process. The coding region runs from base 1 to 1584 and encodes 527 amino acids.
AUGAGGUCAAUGCCAUAUCAGCAAACGAAUUGGAUAGUGCAGAAAUUUGGAGGCACCAGCAUUGGGAAAUUCUCCAUUAAUAUUGUAGAUGAGGUUAUCAAGGCUUACUCUCAGAAACUUAAUAAAAAGGUUGCGGUAGUGUGUUCUGCUCGUUCAUCAUAUGCAAAGUCAGAAGGAACCACAUCUCGCUUGCUUGAGGCAUGUGAUUUGGCGUCGAAUAAUGACGAAAAUUUCAAACGAAUCCUAGAUUUGGUUCGUGAGGAUCACAUUCGUAAUGCUAAUGAGUUUAUUGGCAAGGAGGAGAUUCGUAAGCAAUUGGUAGACCAAAGUGAAGACGAGUUGGACCAGGUGGAGAGGUUUUUACAUGCUUCGCAAAUCUUGGGGGAAGUAUCUAAUAGAACGAUGGAUUUGGUGAUGUCAGCGGGGGAGAAAUUAUCAUGUUUGUUUAUGACGGCUCUUUGUAAAGAUCGUGGGGUUAUGGCCAAAUAUAUUGAUUUCUCUUCUAUUGUUCCUAACGAUCUUCAAUAUGCUGAUAAUUCGUUGGAUAACGGUUUCUAUGCGUCUUUGAUGCUUGCAUUUAGAGAGCGUUUGUCACCAAUCGUCGAGGCCACUGAGAAAGGUGAAACAGUGGUUCCUAUAAUAACAGGUUUUUUUGGUUUGGUGCCAAUGGGACUACUAACUGGUGUAGGGCGUGGUUACACUGACUUAUGUGCAGCAUUAGUGGCGGUUGUAUUGAAUGCGGAUGAAUUACAAGUAUGGAAAGAAGUUGAUGGUAUCUUCACAGCGGACCCUAGGAAAGUGCCACAGGCCAGGUUACUUGAUUCCGUUACUCCAGAAGAAGCAUCAGAAUUAACUUACUAUGGUUCUGAAGUCAUUCAUCCUUUUACUAUGGAACAAGUUAUUAGAGCGAAAAUCCCUAUUCGCAUCAAAAAUGUGCAGAACCCUCUUGGAGAAGGCACCGUCAUUUAUUCGGAUACUAUUGGAAAGAAAGGUGAGGCAACUCCUCCACAUCCUCCUGUAGCCGUUUCUUCUUCCUUUUUUGAACACAGAAAGAGAGGCGCUACAGCUAUCACAACUAAGAGUAAUAUUGUGGUACUGAAUAUCCAUUCUAAUAAGAAAACUUUAUCUCAUGGGUUUUUGGCACAGAUAUUUACAAUUUUAGACAAGUACAAAUUGGUUGUAGAUUUGAUUUCCACUAGUGAGGUCCAUGUUUCAAUGGCUUUACCAGUUCCAGACCUUGAAUCCGCCAAAAACUUGAGAAAGUCGGUAGAAGAGCUUAAAAAACUUGGUAGCGUUGAUGUUACAAAGAAGAUGGCUAUCGUAUCUCUUGUCGGUAAACAGAUGAAACAGUUUAUCGGUAUUGCAGGUACGAUGUUCACCACUUUGGCAGAACAGAAUAUCAACAUCGAGAUGAUUUCGCAAGGUGCCAAUGAGAUCAAUAUAUCAUGUGUUAUAGAUGAAACUAAUAGUGUUCGAGCACUUCAGUCAAUCCACGCUAAGUUACUGGAGCCACAGGCUGCUCAAGCGACUGAAUCUGCCACCGAAGAUAAACUAGAACAAAUUAGGCAAUUAAGUUUCGCUUAA